Messenger RNA from Striga asiatica, 1702 nucleotides. Lineage: Eukaryota; Viridiplantae; Streptophyta; Magnoliopsida; Lamiales; Orobanchaceae. The record is from the annotation of a GenBank genome assembly.
AAAACAUUCUUUAAAUAAAAUUAUGAUGAAAACCUCAGUCACAAUUACUUUCCUUCCCAAUAAUAUUCCUAAACCUCCCUCAGCCCUGCCAAUCAGAUCGCAAAACCGAAGACCAAGACCCUUCAAAAUUUCAAAAUCCCUAAAUCCCCCGUCUUAAAUCGCCGCAUUUUCAAAUUUGGUCGCUCUAAUUAUUGGAGGAGGAAAAGUACAGUUAAAUUAAUUGCCGGAAAUUUAGCCUCACGCCGAGAAAUGAGCUGUUGCAAGUUUGAAAUCUUCGAUUCAUUUCCGGCGUAGCAGAGCGUAUUUUGUUUCUGGGUUUUUUCUUUUUGCUGGAUGGCUAAGCGCGUGCACGAAGUAUGGAAGGGCAACAAUAUAUUUCUUUUUGGUGGGAGGUUGAUUUUUGGCCCUGAUGCAAAGUCACUAUUGGUCACACUAUUGUUGAUCAUUGCGCCAGUCGUUAUCUUUUGUGUUUUUGUCGCAAGGCAUCUUCGUCAUGAGUUUUCGUCCUACAAUGCUGGAUAUGCAAUCCUCAUAGUCGCAAUUGUCUUCACUAUUCACGUUUUAGUACUUCUGCUUCUGACUUCAAGCCGAGACCCAGGAAUUGUACCAAGAAACUCACAUCCUCCAGAAGAAGAAUUCCGUUAUGACACAUCAGCAACAAUCGAUAUCGGUGGGCGACAGACACCGAGCCUCCAAUUCCCCCGAACAAAAGAAAUAAUGGUCAACGGAGUCCCUGUGAGAGUCAAAUAUUGUGACACUUGCAUGCUAUACCGUCCCCCGCGUUGUUCACACUGUUCCAUUUGCAACAACUGUGUCGAGCGUUUUGACCAUCACUGCCCUUGGGUAGGCCAGUGCAUUGGCUUGAGAAACUACCGUUUUUUCUUCUGCUUUGUAUCCUCGGCAACACUUCUUUGUGUGUACGUGUUUGCAAUAUCUGCAUUCUACAUAAAGGUGUUGAUGGAUGAUCAUCAAGGCACUGUGUGGAAGGCCAUGAAAGAGUCCCCUGCUUCUGUAGUUCUCAUGGUCUAUUGUUUCAUAUCCUUGUGGUUCGUUGGUGGGCUUACGGGAUUUCACCUCUAUCUGAUAAGCUCAAAUCAGACGACGUACGAAAAUUUCCGUUAUCGAUCAGACAACAGGGUCAACGUUUACAAUAGUGGCUGUCUUAACAACUUCCUAGAAGUAUUUUGCACCAAGAUCAAGCCCUCAAGGAAUGAUUUCCGGGCUUUUGUGCAGGAUGAGCCCCAGAGGGCGCCACCUGUACACUCCACACGGGAAUCCGAACCAGAGGACAAUAACUCGGGGGAUGAUCGGCGAAUAAAGGUUGAAGAUGAUUUAGAUAUCGGUGGCGAUCUUUUGAAAAUCUCACAACGCCAUAAUAUAGAGGAUAUUGAGGCGGAUAUCCGGAGUAGGGGCAGCGACGUGCCACGUCAUCAUAAUCUGUCCGAGGUUGAUUCUGCCCUGGGUUCGGACAGGCGUCAGUCGAGCUGGGAGAUAGCGAACGAGAGAAAUUAUGCCACUUCAAAAGAAAUCUAACAAAGAGAAAAAGUAAGUGCGGGUUUUGAAUGAUGUGCUUUAUCAAUGGAGGUACAGUGUGGUGUUCUUCUGUUAGGGUUUGGGUUAAAAUUUGUGUCACCAUUCUCUCGUGCUCGUUCUUGGAUCAAUGUAGCCAGUCUCUCCUUUUUUUUUUUUUUAAUUAUUAUUU